Messenger RNA from Dipodomys ordii (Ord's kangaroo rat), 1310 nucleotides. RefSeq names its product inositol-trisphosphate 3-kinase A (gene Itpka). The coding region runs from base 1 to 954 and encodes 317 amino acids. The record is from RefSeq and is a predicted model, not a curated record. NCBI's taxonomy places the organism in Eukaryota, Metazoa, Chordata, Mammalia, Rodentia, Heteromyidae. Gene Ontology annotation, cellular component: nucleus; cytoplasm. Gene Ontology annotation, molecular function: inositol-1,4,5-trisphosphate 3-kinase activity; inositol tetrakisphosphate kinase activity. The transcript is spliced from 7 exons. Gene Ontology annotation, biological process: inositol phosphate biosynthetic process.
AUGGGAGAGCAGGGCUGUCUGAAGGAAGAUGCGAAGGUGCCUGGCAUGCAGCAGGCAAAAAGCCACUGGCAAAAGAUCCGCACCAUGGUGAACCUGCCGGUCAUCAGCCCGUUCAAGAAGCGCUACUCGUGGGUGCAGCUGGCAGGCCACACAGGGAGCUUCAAGGCGGCGGGCACCAGCGGGCUCAUCCUGAAGCGCAGCUCGGAGCCCGAGCGCUACUGCCUGGCGCGGCUGAUGGCGGACGCGCUGCGGGGCUGCGUGCCCGCCUUCCACGGCGAGGUGGAGCGCGACGGCGAGAGCUACCUGCAGCUGCAGGACCUGCUGGACGGCUUCGACGGGCCCUGCGUGCUGGACUGCAAGAUGGGCGUCAGGACUUACCUGGAGGAGGAGCUGACCAAAGCCCGCGAGCGGCCCAAGCUGCGCAAGGACAUGUACAAGAAGAUGCUGGCGGUGGACCCCGAGGCGCCCACCGAGGAGGAGCACGCGCAGCGCGCCGUCACCAAGCCGCGCUACAUGCAGUGGCGGGAAGGCAUCAGCUCCAGCACCACGCUGGGCUUCCGCAUCGAGGGCAUCAAGAAAGCCGACGGCUCUUGCAGCACCGACUUCAAGACUACCCGAAGUCGGGAGCAGGUGACCCGCGUCUUUGAGGAGUUCGUGCAAGGGGACACAGAAGUAUUGAGGAGGUAUCUGAACCGCCUGCAGCAGAUCCGGGACACCCUGGAGGUCUCCGAGUUCUUCAGGAGACAUGAGGUAAUUGGGAGCUCCCUCCUCUUCGUGCAUGAUCAUUGCCAUCGUGCUGGUGUGUGGCUCAUCGACUUUGGCAAGACCACACCCCUCCCUGAUGGCCAGAUCCUGGACCACCGAAGACCCUGGGAAGAGGGCAACCGUGAAGAUGGCUAUUUGCUGGGGCUGGACAAUCUAAUUGGCAUCCUGGCCAGCCUGGCUGAGAGAUGAGACUGGGUCCUCAUCCCCACUUGGGCUGGCUGCCGGACAGACGUGUGGACCUAGGGUCGUGCCCCCUCUGUGCAUGCCGGCAGGAGACUGGAAUCCCGCUGGGCGGGCAUUCACCCAGCCCUGCAGGACUAGGUGUCAGUCACUAAGGGGCUGCACUGCCAGUACUGGCAUUUGGCCUCCAAAGAAGCCUCAGGUUCCCAGAGCUGAACGGCACUCCAGUUACAGCAAGGGAAGGGAGCCCAGGCUUUUCCUCAGCCCAGCUCUUCUGAGGCUGCUCUCUACGCAGCUCUCCAGAGCAGCCAGAAAAAAGAUUAUUUCAUAGGUAUAGACCUAUUGGUCUAACUUCCUACACUACA